Fomitiporia mediterranea MF3/22 is the source of this 594-nucleotide messenger RNA. RefSeq lists its product as uncharacterized. The record is from RefSeq and is a predicted model, not a curated record. The coding region runs from base 1 to 594 and encodes 197 amino acids. NCBI's taxonomy places the organism in Eukaryota, Fungi, Basidiomycota, Agaricomycetes, Hymenochaetales, Hymenochaetaceae. The transcript has 2 exons.
AUGUUGUCUGCGCUUCCUUUUCACGCCGCAGGUCCGUUCGAGGAUACAGACUGCACUAAGAAGUAUCUAUUAGACAAAUACAUCUCGUCAUAUACUCCGACGCUUGGAGCACUCAUCGAUGCACAGUCAUCAUGCAGAAAUGGAGAAGAAUCACCCGCUCUUGUUGUCUGUGAUACAUCGCUUUCGUCAGCUAAAAAGGAUAUUCGCAGCAUCAAAAAUUGUGGCAUACAGACUAAAUUGCUCAGUAGCAAAGCAUCUCACGAUGCUAAACCACCGAAUGCUGAGUCCGCGUUCCUUUCCGCCUGCCAUACUGCUGAGCAGCCUCUCAAUUUCACAUUCGACGAAGUGCUCCACUUGGCUGCAGCAAUGCAGUUCUCCGGGUUUCGAAGUGUUAUUAGAUCAAUGUGGGAACUACUUGACGUGGGCGGGCCCUUUUUUGCCAAGACGGUAUAUGAGUACAUGUGCGACUGCGAUGAGGGCGAGGCGAGGUAUAAGCGCGCGGCUGCUGGACUUCGCAAAGCAGCUAUAGAGCUCAAAACGCGAGACGAUAUUCGCGCCGAGAGAUGGGUUAACCUGAUCCACAUAGGAGCUUGA